UAACGGCCAUAAUUUUUGAAGUCCCUUUUUCUUCAUCAUCUCACAUUCUCACCUCAUCUCUCUCUCUCUCUCUCUCUCUCUGUAUAUUUUAACCUAAAAAAACUCACCAUUUCUAUGAAUUAACUCCAUCUACACUGAAUCUACCUCACUAUUCAACGUUUUGAAGAACUUGACGACAGUCGAAUUCAGUUUUUGAUUUUCAGAUUUGAAUCUGGUUGACAGCGAUUCAUAGGCAAAAGUCGUGAUUUGAAGAGCGAACUCUAACGUUAUGGAGAAGAAAGGAGGAAAUACAGUUCCCAGUUCACCAUCGCACACCCCGAGGUCCACUGACAAGGCUGUAAGAGAUCUCCGACAUGUAGAAGGAAAUAUGAGUGGUAAACAUGAUAAAGAGAAAGGCGUGAAUGUUCAGGUUGUUGUGCGUUGCAGACCAAUGAAUGCUGAUGAGGAGAAAUUGCACACACCCAUGGUUAUUACAUGUUCAGAAAACAAGAGGGAAGUAUGUGCAGUUCAGAAUAUCGCUAACAAGCAGAUUGAUAGAUCAUUUCUGUUUGACAAGGUCUUUGGUCCAAAAUCCCAACAAAAGGACUUAUAUCAUUCAGCAGUAUCUCCCAUAGUUUUUGAAGUUCUUGAGGGAUACAACUGCACUAUAUUUGCUUAUGGCCAGACUGGAACUGGAAAAACAUACACAAUGGAAGGAGGAGGAAGGAAAAAGAAUGGGGAAUUCCCAAGUGAUGCAGGUGUUAUUCCCAGAGCUGUGAAGCAGAUAUUUGACAUAUUAGAAGCCCAAAAUGCAGAAUACAGUAUGAAAGUUACAUUCCUAGAGCUAUACAACGAAGAGAUAACAGAUCUUUUGGCUCUUGAAGAGGCUUCAAAAUAUCCAGAAGACAAAUCCAAGAAACCCAUAGCACUCAUGGAAGAUGGAAAAGGUGGUGUUCUUGUUAGAGGCUUGGAAGAAGAGAUAGUUUCCACAGCUGAUGAAAUAUACAGAAUCUUAGAGAAAGGUUCUGCUAAAAGACGCACUGCUGAAACCCUUAUGAAUAAGCAAAGUAGUCGUUCUCAUUCCAUAUUUUCUAUCACAAUUCACAUCAAGGAACGUACUCCUGAGGGAGAAGAGAUCAUUAGAUGUGGAAAGCUUAAUCUUGUUGAUCUUGCUGGAUCAGAAAACAUCUCAAGAUCUGGUGCAAAAGAGGGUAGAGCAAGGGAAGCUGGUGAGAUAAACAAAAGCUUGCUUACACUUGGCAGAGUUAUAAACACACUAGUUGAAAGAUCAGGACAUAUACCUUACAGGGAUAGUAAACUAACAAGAUUGUUGAGAGAUUCAUUGGGGGGAAAAACAAAGACAUGCAUAAUUGCUACUAUUUCCCCUUCAAUCCAUUCUUUGGAAGAGACACUCAGCACAUUAGACUAUGCCCAUCGUGCAAAAAACAUCAAGAACAAACCAGAGAUCAAUCAGAAGAUGAUGAAAUCUGCAAUGAUGAAGGAUUUGUAUUCUGAAAUUGAACGACUUAAGCAAGAGGUAUAUGCUGCGAGAGAGAAAAAUGGGAUCUUUAUACCAAAAGACAGAUAUCUUCAGGAAGAAGAAGAGAAGAAGGCAAUGGCUGAAAAAAUUGAGCGCAUGGAACUUGAUUCUGAGUCAAGGGGCAAGCAAAUGAUGGAGCUUCAAGAACUUUAUAACUCUCAGCAGCUAAUAACUGCAAAUUUAACUGGAAAGCUUGAAAAGACAGAGAUAAAGCUCCAAGAAACUGAACAUUCAUUGUUUGAUCUUGAAGAAAAACAUAAACAAGCAAAUGCCACAAUCAAAGAAAAGGAAUUUCUCAUCUCCAAUCUUCUUAAAUCUGAAAAAUCACUUCUUGAAAGAGCGUUUGACCUUCGUGGGGAGCUUGAAAAUGCUGCAUCAGAUGUAUCUAGUCUAUUCACCAAGAUUGAACGAAAAGACAAAAUUGAAGAUGGAAACAGAAUUCUUGUUCAACAAUUCCAGUCUCAAUUAACAAAUCAACUAGACACCUUGCAUAAGACUAUAGCAGCUUCUGUAACACAACAAGAACAACAACUUAAAGGCAUGGAAGAAGAUAUGCAAUCUUUUGUUUCCACAAAAACCCAGGCAACUGAAGAGCUUAGAGGUGCACUAGAGAAUUUAAAAACAAUGUAUGGUUGUGGUAUUAAAGCUUUGGAUGAUAUAGCUGAUGAGCUUGAUGGAAACUCAAAGUCAACAUUUGGACUUCUAAAUUCUCAAGUCUCCAAAAAUUCUUCUGCUCUUGGGGAGCUUUUCAAGGGUAUUGCAUCAGAAGCUGAAAAAUUGCUUGAUGAUCUUGAAAAGAUUCUCUACAUUCAGGAAAAUAAACUGACUGCAUAUGCACAACAGCAAAGAGAGGCACAUUCUAGAGCAGUUGAAACAUCAAGAUCAAUAUCCAAAACCACUAUGACCUUCUUUGAUACUUUAGACAUUCACGCAACAAAACUGACAAAAAUCGUUGAAGAUGGUCAAACGGUCAACGACCAACAACUAUUUGACCUCGAAAAGAAAUUCGAGGAAUGCGCUGCAAAUGAGGAAAAACAACUUCUACAAAAAGUCGCAGAGUUACUUGCAGUUUCAAACGCUAGGAAGAAAGAACUGGUUAGAACAGCAGUGGAUGGUUUACGAGAGAGCGCAGUUAGUAAAGCUAAUAAAUUCGAGCAAGAAAUGUCAACAAUGAAAGAUUCAAGCUUUUGCAUAAGAAAUGAGUGGAAAAAUUACAAUGAAAAAGCUGAAUCCAAUUACCUUCAAGACACUAACGCAGUUGAAAUUGGAAAAAAAGAUCUCGAUGAGAUUCUUCAUAAUUGUUUGGAAAAGACGAAAAUGGGUUCACAACAAUGGAGUAGUGCGCAAGAAUCAUUGCUUGGUUUAGAGCAGAACAAUGUUGCAUCUGUGGACGAAAUUGUCAGGGGAGGAUUGGAAGCCAAUCAGAUAUUACGAUCACGAUAUUCGUCUGCAGUGUCAUCUGCUGUUGAUGACACAAAUGUUGCAAGCAAAAACCUUCUUUCCUCGAUUAACCAUUCAUUACAACUAGACCAUGAAGCACGUGAAAAUCUGGAUUCCAUAAUUGUUCCUUGUUGUGGAGAGCUUAGAGAAUUGAAAGGUGGACAUUACCAUAAGAUUGUAGAAAUUACCGAAAAUGCUGGGAAAACACUUUUGAAUGAUUACACGGUUGAUGAACCAACAUGUUCGACACCAAAAAAGAGGCCAUUUAAUCUACCGAGUAUUACGUCUAUUGAAGAGUUAAGAACUCCAUCGUUUGAAGAGCUGUUGAAAUAUUUUUGGGAUUCAAAAUCUUCUUCUUCUUUGAAGCUACCGAAUGGAACUACAAGAGAUUCUCGACUUCCGCUUACUGCUAUUAAUUGAGAUAUAAAUAUAUAAAUAUAUGUACAGAUAGAUUUAAAUUUAGGAUUUGAAUCUGGAGUGUACCUUUUUUAAUUUUUUAUAUUCUUUUGUGAUCUCGUAUUUGUAAGAGUUCAUAAUUAUAUGAUUGUAUUGGUUUCAUAUUGCUCGAUAUGAGAUUUAAUAUUUGAAGUGCGAUUUGUCGAUUUCAC
Lactuca saligna is the source of this 3567-nucleotide messenger RNA. NCBI's taxonomy places the organism in Eukaryota, Viridiplantae, Streptophyta, Magnoliopsida, Asterales, Asteraceae. The record is from the annotation of a GenBank genome assembly.